Molecule: messenger RNA, 1983 nt
Organism: Fragaria vesca subsp. vesca
Lineage: Eukaryota; Viridiplantae; Streptophyta; Magnoliopsida; Rosales; Rosaceae
Product: probable rhamnose biosynthetic enzyme 1-like
Exons: 2
Coding region: 1-1983 (660 amino acids)
Biological process (GO): nucleotide-sugar metabolic process
Molecular function (GO): dTDP-glucose 4,6-dehydratase activity
Source: RefSeq, a predicted model, not a curated record
AUGGUACAUGAAGCAACCCCCUAUGCACCAAAGAACAUCCUCAUUACAGGUGCCGCAGGAUUUAUAGGCAGCCAUGUCACCAGCAGACUCAUCAAGAACUACCCAAACUACAACAUUGUAGCUCUUGACAAGCUAGACUAUUGCUCUAGCUUCAAGAACCUUCACGCAUGUAAAGCCUCACAUAAUUUCAAAUUCAUCAAGGGAGACAUUGCUUGUGCUGACCUUGUUAAUCACCUCUUGAUGGUCGAGGAGAUUGACACCAUUAUGCACUUUGCCGCACAGACUCAUGUCGACAAUUCAUUUGGGAACUCAUUUGAGUUCACAAACAACAAUGUCUAUGGCACCCAUGUGCUUCUUGAAGCUUGCAAGGUCACAAAGAGAAUCAAGAGGUUCAUCCAUGUUAGUACUGAUGAGGUUUAUGGUGAGACUGAUAUGGGUUCUGACAUUGGAAAUCCUGAGGCCUCUCAACUCCUCCCUACGAAUCCUUACUCUGCCACGAAAGCCGGGGCUGAAAUGUUAGUCAUGGCAUAUCACAGAUCCUAUGACUUGCCAACAAUAACAACUAGAGGUAACAAUGUCUAUGGGCCUCAUCAAUACCCCGAAAAGCUUAUCCCAAAAUUCAUACUACUUGCAAUGAAAGGCGAGAAGCUGCCGAUUCAUGGAAAUGGAUCAAAUGUUCGAAGCUAUUUGUAUUGUGACGAUGUUGCUGAAGCAUUUGAUGUGAUUCUUCAUAAGGGGGUAAUUGGACAUGUGUAUAACAUUGGUACCAAAAAGGAAAGGUCAGUCAUAGAUGUGGCAGAAGAUAUUUGCAAGAUGUUUGGUUUGGAUCCAAAGGAAGCUAUAGAUUUUGUUCAAGACAGGCCUUUUAAUGACCAAAGGUACUUCUUGGAUGAUCAAAAGCUAAAGAAUUUGGGUUGGGAGGUGAAGACUAAUUGGGAAAGGGGGCUGAAGCUGACAAUGGAUUGGUACACUAAGAACCCUAAUUGGUGGGGCAAUGUGGAUGCUGCACUGCGGCCGCACCCGAGUAUUUCUGUGAUCAAUCACUGUAACGAUGAGUCUUGGUUCUUCCAAUACGGCUACACCAGGAUGACUAGAUCAUGCAGUGACAUUAGUAACAGUGGCGAAUUGAAAUUCUUGAUAUAUGGAAGGACUGGUUGGAUAGGAGGGUUAUUGGGGAAGCUUUGUAAGGAUGGAGGGAUUGAAUAUGAGUAUGGGAAGGGCAAACUGGAAGAUAAGAAGUCUUUGCUAGAGGAUAUAACCAGAGCACAACCAACCCAUGUUUUCAAUGCAGCUGGACUUACUGGACGGCCUAAUGUUGAUUGGUGCGAGUCACACAAGACUGAAACAAUUAGGACUAAUGUAGCUGGGACACUAACUUUGGCUGAUGUUUGUAAGGAACAAAGUUUGUUAAUGAUGAAUUUCGCAACCGGCUGCAUAUUUGAGUAUGACAAGGAUCAUCGUCAAGGAUCAGGCAAAGGAUUCAAGGAGGAGGACAAGCCUAAUUUCAUUGGUUCAUUCUAUUCCAAGACCAAAGCCAUGGUUGAGGAGUUGUUAAGGGAAUAUGACAAUGUAUGCACUCUGAGAGUUAGAAUGCCGAUUUCAUCAGACCUCAGCAACCCAAGAAACUUCAUCACGAAGAUCUCGCGUUACAACAAAGUGGUGAACAUACCCAAUAGUAUGACCGUGCUAGAUGAGCUCUUGCCAAUUUCCAUUGAAAUGGCCAAGAGAAACUGCAGAGGGAUAUGGAACUUCACCAACCCAGGAGUCAUAAGCCACAAUGAGAUUCUAGAGAUGUAUAGGGAUUACAUUGACCCUAAGUUCAAGUGGCAAAAUUUUGACCUGGAAGAACAAGCCAAGGUGAUUGUAGCACCAAGGAGUAACAAUGAAUUGGAUGCUUCAAAGCUGAAAAGGGAGUUUCCUGAAUUGUUGUCCAUCAAAGAUUCUGUCAAAAAAUUUGUCUUCGAGGCUAACAAGAAGACUUGA